AUGUCCAAAAGCAAAGGGAAUGUGGUGGACCCGUUGGAUUUGAUUCACGGAGUUGGUACACUUCCAAAACAUCUUAUUGGAUCUAACAUCCAAUCAAUCGGCGCGGAUGCUUUACGUGCGUCUUUACUCUCUUGCACACUCGACCAGUCUCAGGUAGCUUACAAUCCAGAACUGGCUGUCGAAAUGCGUCGCUUCUGUAAUAAAAUUUGGCAAACCGCUCGGUUCGCAUUGUUACGCCUCCAAGCGGAUCAGGAAGGCGCUCUACAGUCCUUAGUACAGUCGUUGGAUUUGGCAAAGCUUUGGAGUCAAGUUGAAUCCAUCUAUGAAAGCACGCACCUUGUGGAUCGGUGGCUCAUUCAUCGUUUGGCCAAUAUUGUUCAAUUGAUUCAUGAUACCUGGUCAGAACAGAGUUCCAUGGACAAUACGGAUUCCGCCAGCGCGUACGUUUUUCACCCAGCUAUUCAACAAUUGCAUUACUGGUGGACUGAGGAAUUGUGCUCAGUCUACUUGGAAGUGAUCAAAUAUCGUGAAAAAACCCGUCCGAGUACAGAUCUUUCUGUGUUCCUGUUGAGUAUGCUCACUGGGUUGCACAUGCUGCACCCGAUCAUGCCCCAUGUGACCGAAUCAAUUUGGCAAGGAUUACGUCACGCGUCGAAUUCGUCCCAUUUGUCCGACUCCUCCCAGCCACAACCGGAAACGUGUCUCGCGUUGCAACCGUUUCCCAAUCCGGAUUGGUUCCAAUUCACAAACAAAUCCAACUGGGAUCACGAAAGACUUACCGUGUCUAAACUACUGAGUUCCGCAACUCAGACAAACUCGUGGCGUGCUGUUCUCCGCCUACGUUCCUCAGCUCGGCAGACAGACCGAAACCCGAAGCCCACACUACAACUGAUCACAUCAGAACACACUGUGGACCAGGAGGAACUCAUGUGUGCCCUAACUCGCUUGACGGCGUACGACUUGGACUGGACUCAAAGCGAAUUAGAACGACGUUUGAAUGCACACAUCAAACGCCGUGAUCAGUUUACCGGACAAUUGAAGAGUCGCAGCGAUUCAGAUCCGGAACCGAACCGAGCAGCGCUACAAAAGGUAAAUCUCAUCGUGCUUGACUACUAA
This is a messenger RNA of Echinostoma caproni, 1116 nucleotides long. Lineage: Eukaryota; Metazoa; Platyhelminthes; Trematoda; Plagiorchiida; Echinostomatidae. The record is from the annotation of a GenBank genome assembly.